Messenger RNA from Pocillopora damicornis (cauliflower coral), 1542 nucleotides. RefSeq names its product monocarboxylate transporter 10. Gene Ontology annotation, biological process: transmembrane transport. The record is from RefSeq and is a predicted model, not a curated record. Lineage: Eukaryota; Metazoa; Cnidaria; Anthozoa; Scleractinia; Pocilloporidae. Gene Ontology annotation, molecular function: transmembrane transporter activity.
CUUCUCAUCCCUGAUGAUUGGUCAGCGACAAAUGCAUAAAUAGGUUAUAGACUGCCGUUCGGGAUCUCGUAAGAAAAUCAUCGUUUAAAGAUAAGUUAGGUGGAUAAUUUUUAAAGCUGAUGUUAAAAGCGUAGACCUUAUGAAGAAUUAAGGGCCACCACUCGAAACUCCAGCCUUUGAGGCUCUUUUCGGUGGACAGUUUUCAUUAUCAACCCACUUGAGUGAACCAAAUUAUUUUAAAAUGCCCUCCACCGACGCGGCAGCAGAGUUUUUUGUAGAAUCUUAUCACCUUUAUUCGUCUCGUUAUUAUCUGCAGGUGAAGUAUGCCGAAGAUUUAGGAGUACCAAAAUCUAAAGGCGCUUGGCUGAUUGGUUUUCUAUCCAUCACCUCAACGCUUGGUCGAGUGGUAUUUGGCAAGAUUUCCGACCUUAAAUUCGUCAACAGACUCUACCUGUACCAAUUUUCGAUAUUUUCCAUUGGAUUGAGCACUCUCUUGUGUCCUCUGGUCAAAAACUAUGCAGGACUUGUGGGUUAUGCUCUGACAUUUGGAUUUUUUGAUGGCUGUUUUGUGGGCCAAGUGGCGGUGAUUACGGCUGAUGUGGUCGGACACGAUAAGCUUUCUCAAGCAGUGGGAAACAUGUUUGGAACUCUGGCGAUACCAAUGAGUCUUGGACCUCCGCUUGCAGGUUGGCUGUAUGAAGCAUUCGGUUCCUAUGAUGAAGCAUUUUACAUUGCCGGUUCUGUGGCAUUAUUUUCUUCUCUCUUGAUUUUUGGGGUGAACUACAUGAUUCGAAAGCAGUCUAUAGCAGGAAGGCAAUUGGGAUUUAAAAACGACUAUUCGUUGGGUGUCUCUGAAGCCGAAACGGCACCUGACUCCGUCCGUUUAGAAAGAUACAGAAUCACAGCCAAUGCUGGAAGAGAAGCGCAUUGUCACCAAUAAACUUUGCAAGCUUCUCUGCGCUUUAAGAACAAGCAAGGAACUUCUUGUGGUUGAGAGAGAAACUGUUUUAUAAUAUUUUUAAUGAUUCUUAGAUUACUGAUAGGGUAAUUUUCAACUAAGUGUAGAAAAUUUUUUUGGAUUGCUUUGGUUUCGCUUUACUCCGCCGUAUCCUUGGUCUAUAGAACUCGGCCUCUUUUCCAAUCAAUCAGAUGCAGAACCUAAACCAGCAGCACUUUUGUCACUUGCGUUUUCCCCCUGCUUCAAUUGCUCUUUUUUUUCGUCUGUUUGCUGGUUUUUAUUUUGAGUUUGCAUUUGCUCUUUGUGAUAUUUUACCUGGCUCUAAUUGGUUGUUGUAAUUAGUUUGAAUUGGCUUAUGACACUCUUUAAAUGCUCUUUACAACAAACGGCGUUCAUGACUGAAGAAAUGCGACUGAUUGUCAUGCUAAGAGACUGCAUUCAUCGAACAAAGGCUCCAAUCCCUGCAGAUACAAAAACGGCGGGUCUGUAAAAUGCCAUUAUUAUUACUGCUACCAUCAUCAUCGUCAUUACUAUUAUCAUUAUCUUUAUCUUUAUCGUUAUCAUUAUCUUCAUCGUUAUCAUUA